GAAGAAAUGGCGGUGCUUUUGGAUGUCAAUUUGUAAACAAGAAAGAAGAAACGAGGAGAUAUGGUAGUGCCCUAGACUGACUGAUGGCUGUAGUAACUACAUUUGUGGAGGGCUGGGAUUUCGUCCAGACACUCGGGGAAGGCGCUUACGGAGAAGUGAAGCUGGCUGUCAACACUGACACACAAGAAGCUAUAGCGGUAAAGAUCAUCAACUUGGAACGAUGUCCUUCAGCAGCCGAGAGUGUUCGCAAAGAGGUGUGUGUUCACAAAAUGUUGAAUCAUGACAACGUGAUCAAAUUUUUCGGUUUCCGGAAAAAUGGCAAUAUGCAGUAUUUGUUUCUGGAAUAUGCAAGUGGCGGAGAGCUAUUCGACAGAAUAGAGCCGGAUGUUGGCAUGUCUCAGGGAGACGCUAACAAGUAUUUCAAACAGCUUCUGGCAGGAGUGGAGUACCUACACAGCCGCGGCGUCACACAUCGAGACCUGAAGCCAGAGAAUGUCCUCCUGGAUGAUUUUGACAAUUUGAGGAUAUCUGACUUUGGUCUUGCUACUGUGUUCCGUUACCAAGGCAACGAGCGGCUACUAGAACGCUGUUGUGGCACUGUGCCAUACGUAGCGCCGGAGGUGAUCAGUCGCAAGCCGUACCACGCAGAGCCUGCAGACGUGUGGUCGUGUGCUAUCAUACUUGUAGCUCUCCUGGCUGGAGAGUUGCCGUGGGACGAGCCGAACUACGGUUGUCAGGAGUACAGUGAUUGGAAAGACUGCCGGAUCACGGUCCCACCUUGGAGCAAGAUCGACAACCUGGCACUGUCUUUACUACGGAAGCUGCUGGUGGAGAACGCCUCAAAGAGAUUUACAAUCCGACAGAUCAAGGGACAUCAGUGGAUCAACAAAAACUUCAACAAGUCUCAUAAAGGGUCCUGGGGUCGCCUACCGUCAGGGUCACCAGGAGAUUCUCCGUGUGGCACGGGUCCAUUCAAGAGAGUCUGUUCUGGGUUGUCUCCCCCUGCACAUGGUCCAGACAGUGACAUUGUGCGGAUGUCAUCAUCCCAGCCCGACCCUCAACAGCUUCCAGGUGGGACGGGGGACACGAGUCAAACCUCGGUGGACGCUGUCUUCAGUUUCUCCCAGCCCGUUCAUCCAGAGAACAUGUUCCUCAGUAGCCAGUUCCAGGGAACACCCGGGUUAUCACAGACACCACUGCAGAAGAUGGUGAGGCGGAUGACCAGGUUCUUUGUGCGGGGGGACAAGGAAGGCAGUAUGGAUGAACUGGAGCGGGUCCUCCAACAGCUUGGGUACAACUACAAACGUAACUCUCCCGGCAUGGCCACAGUGAGUGCCCAUGACCGAAGGAAGAUGUCCCUAGUGUUCAAGGCCUGUCUACUGGAGAUGGGAGAAAAUCUGCUGAUGGACUUCCGACUGUCUAAGGGAGAUGGACUCGAAUUCAAAAGACAUUUCAUUAAGAUAAAAGACAAGAUGAAGGCAGUGGUCAGUAAGAUGCCCCCUGCCUACCCUCUGGUGCCCUCACAGGUCGCCCCCCUGGACACACACUGAUGUACAUCGGCUGCCCACACUUGCCAGGUGUUUGAGGACCUAUACUGACAGUGCAGGACAAUGUCACGUGAUCGCUGAUGAGCUGAUUUACAAAUCGAACAAUUGCUCAAUUAUAUAUACAACUUUAUUGAGGUUGUUAGUAAAACUGAUGUUUGAUAUGGAAGUAUAAGGGUGAAAACUUGCCAGUUUACUUGAAAUGUUGUGUACAGAGAUUGACAUUUUUUGAAAGUACCCUAUUGAGAGUAUUUUGUGCAAUUACUGAUUAAACCAUGCACAUUUGUUCUGGAAACAAAAUGGUGAAAAUUGGACUCAAUUGUGAAAUCGUAACUAUACAUUAGCUAAAAUGGUUAAUACUGUACUUAGAAAUGCUAAUUUACACUUAAAGAUCCCUGUUACACUGCUGAAAACUGAAACUAAGCGUUGGAAACUGGUUUUGACAACAUAACUAUAGCCUUGAUCAAUCAUUUUCUGAAAAGAAAAUCAUACCUCGCAGGAGUUUUGUGAGAAAUAAUAAAGAUGACAUAAACAAAAUAUAUUUAACAACAGUGUUUGGGGUGUAAAAAAAUAAAAAAAAUAAGCUAGACCGGGUUUGAACCCUGGACUCCAAGUUGUUGUAACGCUCUUACCAAUUGAGCUACCUGAUC
Mizuhopecten yessoensis (Yesso scallop) is the source of this 2194-nucleotide messenger RNA. Its product is annotated as serine/threonine-protein kinase Chk1-like. Gene Ontology annotation, molecular function: ATP binding; protein serine/threonine kinase activity. The coding region runs from base 84 to 1550 and encodes 488 amino acids. The record is from RefSeq and is a predicted model, not a curated record. Gene Ontology annotation, cellular component: nucleus. NCBI's taxonomy places the organism in Eukaryota, Metazoa, Mollusca, Bivalvia, Pectinida, Pectinidae. Gene Ontology annotation, biological process: DNA damage checkpoint signaling; protein phosphorylation. The transcript is spliced from 14 exons.